AUCCACCAUUGCCACCAUCACCUCCGUUCUUUCACCUCGGAUCUUCACCAUCCCCUUGCUGAUCUGGCUUUGUUUUUUUGUUUUGUGUGGGUUUUUUUGAUCUGGUGGCCUUCUUUCUCCUCCGGCGGAUCUGUGGCGGCGCGCGCGAGGGCUGCCAGAUCUGACGCCCACCGCGGCUCUCCUACUGGUUCUGAGGGACUGCCGCCACCUGAUCGGGUUACCGCCUAGGUUUUUGGUGAAAAACCUUUUGAGAAGUAUGGAAAGGACUUCAUUUCAAUGCAUAUCUCAGAUCAGCUUCCUGGCACACACAAGAAGAUGCUUUUAUUCAAGUUUGCCCUCCCUGAUGCUAACCACAUGGCUGAUAUGACUAGGUUGGUGGCUCUUGUGCCCUACUACAUUGAUAUGAUCGGGCGGUAUAAACUCAGUUCACAGGCACAUUCUAAAACAGAUGCAGCUAGGUUGAAGGCUGCUCAAGAGGCAUACAAGGAGCUUCAAAGCACUAGACAAGAAGCUUUGCAGAAAAAGAAGGCUGAGAAGAAAAAGAUGCUGGAGGAGUCUGAGGCCAAGCUCAGUGCAGAAGCCAUUCGCAGGAAAGAAGCAAAAGAUCGUGCUCGUCAAUUGAAGAAGGGUAUGCCGAAAAUAAAGAUGACCCGUGCUCACUAGGUGACCGGAUUUCAGUAGUCAGCAUUCUGAGCUUACUCUUAUCAAUCCUUAAUUUCUUGAAACUGUUGCUGAGUCAUGCAUUUCAUAGGUAAUUUUCUGCGAUCACACUGUAUUUUAGUUGUUCCCAUGGCUUAGAUACUCUCCUACAUAUCUGCAUCUUUGUGGGUUGAGUUUUGACUGUACCAAGAAUUGAUGCUUCACAAACCUCAUAAAUUUACUCCUUUGGAUUGGCAUUUGCAGCCUUAAUUCAAGUAACACUUGCAAUGUCUUGCCAAAAAGCAUUUCUUGUUACUGUUCUUGAAUUCCCUUGUAAUUGACAUUUUAUAAAGAUCAAAGCAUUAU
Messenger RNA from Rubroshorea leprosula, 1005 nucleotides. Lineage: Eukaryota; Viridiplantae; Streptophyta; Magnoliopsida; Malvales; Dipterocarpaceae. The record is from the annotation of a GenBank genome assembly.